Messenger RNA from Trichoderma gamsii, 1683 nucleotides. Its product is annotated as ubiquitin carboxyl-terminal hydrolase 6. The record is from RefSeq and is a predicted model, not a curated record. The coding region runs from base 1 to 1683 and encodes 560 amino acids. Lineage: Eukaryota; Fungi; Ascomycota; Sordariomycetes; Hypocreales; Hypocreaceae. Gene Ontology annotation, molecular function: cysteine-type deubiquitinase activity; proteasome binding; protein binding. Gene Ontology annotation, biological process: protein deubiquitination; regulation of proteasomal protein catabolic process; proteasome-mediated ubiquitin-dependent protein catabolic process. The transcript has 2 exons.
AUGGCUUCCACAAUAACUGUUGCUGUUAAGCAUCAGGGCAAGAAGUACAACGUAGACGUCGAUCCCGAGUCUAGUGGACUGGAUUUCAAGCUUCAGCUCUUCAGCCUUACCAACGUCGAGCCCGAACGACAAAAGAUCCUCAUCAAGGGUGGUCAGCUCAAAGAUGACGCAGACAUGAGCAAAUUGGGCCUCAAGGCCGGCCAGAACAUCAUGAUGCUGGGCACACCGGGAGAUGGUGGCGCGGAUCUUGUUCGUCCGUCCGAGGCCAUCAAGUUUGUUGAGGAUAUGACCGAGGCCGAGCAAGCUCAGCAAGUGGGAGCCACUCCUGCAGGUCUCGUCAAUCUCGGCAACACUUGCUACCUAAACUCGACUCUGCAGACGCUGCGUUCGAUCCCCGAGCUCCAGACGGCUCUCACCACUUAUAACGCUGUGCCUGGCACAAGUCGACAAGAUCUGGCUUCUCAGCUCUCUGGUCUCUACAAGAAGAUGGGAGCCACGCUUGAUUCUCUGCCGCCCAUGGACUUCUUGGCGGCUCUGAGAAUUGUCUUUCCUCAAUUUGCCGAAAAGUCGAGAACUGGCCCCGGCUAUGCUCAGCAGGAUGCUGAAGAGGCCUGGUCCCAGAUUGUUCAGCAGCUGAACCAGAAAUUGACAAUCAAAGGCUCUGGUGAUAGCUCUGGAGUCUCAUUCGUGGAAAAGUACAUGGCAGGACGAUUUACUUCAGUCCUCGAGUGCGACGAGGAGGAAGCCCGAAACGGAGGUGAAAAGGCUAUUACAUCCAGUGAAGCCUUUUAUAAGCUGGACUGCCACAUUGAUGCUCAGACGAACCAUCUGCGAGACGGAAUCCUGGCUGCGUUGAGCGAGCAGCUGGAAAAGAAGUCUGAGGUGCUUGGCCGCGAUGCAACGUAUACCAAGAAGUCCAAGAUAUCCCGAGCCCCCAAGUACCUCACCGUCCACUUCGUGCGCUUUUUCUGGAAGAAGGAAACGAAGAAGAAGGCCAAGAUUAUGCGCAAAGUCACCUUCCCCCAAGAGCUGGACAUUGUUGAGUUCUGCUCUGAUGACCUGAAAUCGGCUCUGAUUCCGGUCCGAGACAAGGUUCGUGAGGUCCGAAAGGAUGAGGAGGAUAUCGACCGCGCCCGCAAGCGUCGCAAGAAGACGCAUGACAAGGAUAUGAGUGACGUUGCCGGUGGCUCGGGCCUGCCUUCGGAGAGAGAGCUGGCACAGCAGAAGAAGAAGAAGGAUGAGAGCAAGCCGCAACAGGCGGAUGAUGGCGAUACCGUCAUGGGUGAGACAUACAAGACCGAUGCCCAGGUCGAGGCGGAGAGCGAGGCUGCGCUUCUGGCUGCCAAGAAGGAGCUCAACUCACUGAUUAACCCUUCUCUUCGUGACGACGACGGUGCCAACCAAUCUGGUCUAUACGAGCUGCGCGGUGUUGUUACCCACCAGGGUGCCAGCGCGGAUAGUGGCCACUACACGGCGUAUGUCAAGAAGACGGGAACUGUGGACCCCAAAACGGGCAAGAAGGAGAAGGAGGAUGGAAACUGGUGGUGGUUCAACGACGACAAGGUGACCGAGGUAACCGUCGACAAGGUCGAGGCCUUGGCCGGCGGUGGCGAGUCUCACUCGGCGCUGAUUUUGCUUUACAAGGCAAUUCCCCUGCCUAGCUCCGAGGGUGUUGAAGAGUAA